Messenger RNA from Notolabrus celidotus (New Zealand spotty), 1653 nucleotides. RefSeq names its product OXA1L mitochondrial inner membrane protein (gene oxa1l). Gene Ontology annotation, molecular function: membrane insertase activity. NCBI's taxonomy places the organism in Eukaryota, Metazoa, Chordata, Actinopteri, Labriformes, Labridae. The transcript has 11 exons. Gene Ontology annotation, cellular component: mitochondrial inner membrane. Gene Ontology annotation, biological process: protein insertion into mitochondrial inner membrane from matrix; mitochondrial respiratory chain complex IV assembly. Bases 67 to 1521 code for a protein of 484 amino acids. The record is from RefSeq and is a predicted model, not a curated record.
CCGAGCGUGUAGUGUGCGCAUGUGCGUAGUGUGACAGCAGCCCUCGUAACUCGCUCAUUUUUAAACAUGGCCGCCAUCAGGAGUAGGGUGACUCCGAGUUGCCUAACAAUCUGUUUUCUGAGACAGACUGGAAAAGCGAGAAGCGACAGUCACCAUUUCUCAGACCUUUUGAAUCCCCGGUUGCUCCAGAGGUCCCAUCUUCACACAGCAUCUGUGUAUCGCAGUCAUGCCACAAGGACUCUGCUGGGCCGCAGACAGCACGGGAAAUUCCUCUUGGCGAGCACUGUGGCGGUCAGACAUAACAGCUCGCAGAUCCCACCUGAGGAUGGAGGCAUGGCAGCUCUGCCUGCUGACCCAACCCAUAUCAUUUCACAGCCAAUCACAGAACAGAUCCCAGUGGAAACCAUAACAGCAGCAGUAGUGGAUGUCUCCCCCCUUCCACCAAUCCUGGUUUCUGCAGACCAUGCCCCUGUUUUAACGCAGCCAAUCAUCGAGCAGGUGACUGACACUGCACCAACUGCAAUGGAGGUCCUGCAGGUUGCGGGCGCAGAGACGAGUUUGGCAGAACUGGGACUGGGAGCCAGCACCCCAGUCGGGCUGAUCCAGAACUUGUUAGAGUUCAUGCAUGUAGAUCUUGGUUUGCCCUGGUGGGGGGCCAUUGUCAUUGGAACAGUGAUUGCUCGUUUGGCUGUGUUUCCAGUCAUAGUGAAGGGUCAGAGGGAGGCGGCCAAGCUCAACAACGUCCUGCCUGAGAUGACCAAACUCACUAACAGGAUGAAUGAGGCCAAACAGAGCGGAAACAAAUUUGAUUUUGCCAAAGCGUAUUCCGACCUGAACUUGUUCCAGAAGAAGCAUGAUGUAAAUCCUCUCCGUGGCUUCCUCGUGCCUAUGGUGCAGGCCCCCGUCUUCGUCUCUUUCUUCAUCGCGCUGAGGAAGAUGGCCUACCUCCCGGUGCCCAGCCUGCAGACAGGAGGCAUGCUCUGGUUUCUAGACCUGACAGCUGCAGAUCCUUUCUACAUCCUACCUCUGGCCGUCACUGGAACCAUGUUCUUCAUCCUGGAGUUGGGUGCAGAGUCUGGAAUCGAUAACCCCAACCUGCGAGCGAUGAAGACCGUGUUCAGGAUCAUGCCCUUCGUCAUCCUCCCUCUCACUAUCAACUUUCCCACGGCAGUCUUCACCUACUGGCUGACCUCCAACCUGUUCUCCCUGGGGCAAGUGGCCCUGCUCAGACAUCCGCUCAUCAGAGUUAAGUUGAACAUCCCAGAGAGGAUCAAACACCCAUCCUCGGCCAUGCCCCAAAACGAAGGCUUCAUCGAGAGCAUCAAGAAGGGUUGGAAAAACGCUCAGCUGGCCCAGCAGCUGGAAGAACGGGAAAGAAGAAUCAAAAAUCAUUUAGACCUCGCUGCCAAAGGUCCACUCAGGCAGACUUUUACCCACAAUCCCCUUCAGCAGAGUGACGCAUCAUCCAAAAACAAGCCAGCUGUUGGCAAAGCAAGGCCCUGGAAGGACACGAUUGGAUAAACCAGGCCGACUGACAGCUUGACAGAGAAAAUAUCUAUGUAAAUAUUUAUUAAUGAAAGAGAGACCGUGGUGGGAGAGGGUUGUCAUCAUGUAUUAUUCUGAUUAAAAUGAGAGAAUGCCCCGAAACAAACA